Messenger RNA from Schizophyllum commune H4-8, 783 nucleotides. RefSeq lists its product as uncharacterized. NCBI's taxonomy places the organism in Eukaryota, Fungi, Basidiomycota, Agaricomycetes, Agaricales, Schizophyllaceae. The coding region runs from base 110 to 592 and encodes 160 amino acids. The transcript has 6 exons. The record is from RefSeq and is a predicted model, not a curated record.
AAGGGUGGGGUUGGAUCGUCGCGUCUGACAGUACCCAGGCGAACCAGGAUACUUCAUCAUCCAGCCGUCGCUCCUGUUCUUUGAAGACUCGACCCUCUACCACCUGAGCAUGUACUACCCCGAAGUUAUUGUUGCGCUUGCCGUGACUGCUGCGAGCCUUGUUGCCGCCGAGCAGCAUACCGUACAGUUUACAAACAACUGUGGUACCGGCACCCCCAAGCUCAUUUCGCAGAACGGCGCAACGCUCCAUUCCGGCACUGGUUCUUACACCCAGAACAGCGCUAUCAUUGGUGCCAUCGCCUACCUUCAGACCGGCCCCUGCGGCCUCAACGGUGAUAAUUGCCCCAUCGUCGAGACAACUCUGCGCGACCCGCCGUCGCCUGGCGCAGGCUCCAGCACGGACAUCUCUCUGAUCGCCCCCCACAAGUACACUCGCGCUGUCCACUUCGAGUAUUAUAACGGGUGCAACGGUCAGGGCAAGACGUGCGCGAGCGCGAACUGCCACGAUGCAUUCCACACCCCGACAGACUAUUGGGCUCAGGUUCAGUGCCAGGUCAACGGCGUCGAUCUCCACAUCACAUUCUGCCCUUGAGCAGCAUCUCCGGACUCGCCGCUGUUCAUGAAGAAGCGGGCAUACGCAGGAGGAAAACUAUACAGAAGGAUCAUUCGAAGCAGUCAUAGGUAUCAAGGGCGUCUAAAUCUGAUGUGUUGUGAAACUACGUAGGGAAUAUACAUCGCAAACCUGUAGCAUAAAUGAAGGCGCGUCCAGGAGCGCCGUCUGCC